Eublepharis macularius is the source of this 957-nucleotide messenger RNA. RefSeq names its product mas-related G-protein coupled receptor member H-like. The transcript has a single exon. Lineage: Eukaryota; Metazoa; Chordata; Lepidosauria; Squamata; Eublepharidae. Gene Ontology annotation, cellular component: membrane. Gene Ontology annotation, biological process: G protein-coupled receptor signaling pathway. The coding region runs from base 1 to 957 and encodes 318 amino acids. The record is from RefSeq and is a predicted model, not a curated record. Gene Ontology annotation, molecular function: G protein-coupled receptor activity.
AUGACUGAGCUGAACAAAACAUUAGAUGAUUGCAUAGCUGCUAUUAUCCAUCAGUACCCAUGUACAAAUUUAAAAGACAUAGAUAACUGUUUGUUAAGUGACAAAACAUUAGUUUGUUUUAUCAUCUUGAUCUGCACACUUGGCCUGAUUGGGAACGGAAUUGUAUUCUGUCUUCUCUGCUGCAGCAUUAAGAGGAAUUUCUUUUCUGUCUACAUUUUGAACUUAGCUGUAGCUGACUUUGGUGUCCUCAUAGCUGCAGUCAGUUUGUAUAUAUGUGCUUGGAUUUCUCCUAAACCUGCUUCCAGUGUUUCCAUUUCUAAAACAUACGAGCAUUUGAUUUACCUGUAUUUCUUUGUGCAAUGCUCAAGCAUUCAUUUCCUUACGGCCAUGAGUGUCGAUCGAUGUUUGGUCAUCCUUUUCCCAGUUUGGCAUCGAUGCCACCGCCCAAAGAAUUUCUCUGCAAUUGUGUCGACUGUCCUCUGGGGUAUAUCCUGUAUAUUUUUGGGAAUUUUUUUCAGUUGUUGGAAUGGAACAAACACAAUCAUUAUAAUAUCCUUUAUGAUUUUCUUUUCUGUCAUGGUAAUCUCUACUCUGAUUCUAUUCAUCAAGGUCUGUUGUAAUUCACGUCUUCGGCAACAUGGAAAAAUUCAUAUGGCUAUUUUGCUUUCACUGCUUUUCUUUAUUAUCACUGCAAUUUCCAUAUGUUUGUUUGUGAAAUUUUCCAAUUCUAUGAACAAACUCUCCUCUGUUACCCUUUUGCUCACCUGCAUGAAUAGCAGCAUCAAUCCUGUUAUUUACUUCAUCUUCGGGAGAUAUUGGGCUUCUCGUCUGUCCGGGACAAGGAUUCAAGGAUUCAAGGAUGCACUCUGGAGGUUUUUCAGAGAGGAGGAUAGUUAUGGAAGUCGUAGAAAUGAAGAAGAGAACCCUAAAACAACCUCUGUUUUGAUGACUUCUUAA